AUGAUCCUCACCAAGAACCUCCCACUCUUCGCCACCCUGGUCGCUCUAGCAUCAGGCGCCUCCGCCGCUGCCCUGGCGAAGCGCGAGGGCGAAUGCUCAUUCAGCCUUCGAUUCGCUCGGGGCCAGAACCCGAUUUCGGGUGGCGAUAACUCCCUCUCCUGCGUUGGGGAGGUCACCUACGCUGACGGGACGACCGAGACUCUGGCGGACCAGUGCAAUACUAUCAGCCAUGACAACUGCUAUAGCUCGCAGCUGUCCAACCAAAUCUGCAUCCACACCAACAGUGACAACUCGGACGGAUACUUGGACUAUGGCGCUGAGCACCGUGAUUUCAACGAGGAUGGUUGCACUAAAGACAAGUGGGCGACCAUCUCUGGCGAUGGAAACGAGACAAAGUGUACCUUCCCAUGCUAG
Messenger RNA from Aspergillus versicolor CBS 583.65, 414 nucleotides. RefSeq lists its product as uncharacterized. The transcript is spliced from 3 exons. Lineage: Eukaryota; Fungi; Ascomycota; Eurotiomycetes; Eurotiales; Aspergillaceae. The record is from RefSeq and is a predicted model, not a curated record. Bases 1 to 414 code for a protein of 137 amino acids.